Molecule: messenger RNA, 2334 nt
Organism: Nelumbo nucifera (sacred lotus)
Lineage: Eukaryota; Viridiplantae; Streptophyta; Magnoliopsida; Proteales; Nelumbonaceae
Source: RefSeq, a predicted model, not a curated record
AAACCACCCAUGAAUUUUGAUAAAUAACCCCUGAUUGGAUUGGCUACUAUGCUAUGAUGUUUAUGAUACCAGUUGAUCUGAUUGGUUAUGAUACCGGUUGAUUGGUCGAAAAUUUUUUAUCAAAUGCUUUCCAUAUCAUAGUCGAACCCCAGUUAUAUAGAUGAUUUCUUUUCUUCUAAAUUGCUUCACCCUGAUUUCCUAAUUCCUGUAUCUAUAAUCCUACAUUUCAGGCGAUUACAACGAGCGAUGGAGGCGAAUACUGGUUCAGUCAUCUUGUUCCAUAACGCGGUAAUAAUAACGAUGGAUCCCCAGAAGCGGGUUUUCCGAAAUGGUGGACUCGUUGUGGAAGCAGACAGAAUCAAAGCCAUUGGUCAAUCUGCCGAGAUUUUUCACGAAUUCUCUGCCAUUGCAGGGGAGCUUGUCGACCUUAACGGCCGUAUAUUACUUCCAGGCAUAGUCACUCGAAUAUUAACAGGGUUUGUGAAUACACACGUUCACACCUCUCAACAGCUUGCGAGAGGGAUAGCUGAUGAUGUUGAUUUAUUGACUUGGUUACAUGAACGUAUCUGGCCUUAUGAAUCAAACAUGACGGAGGAGGAUUCGUAUAUCUCGACUUUACUCUGUGGAAUUGAACUCAUACGAUCUGGUGUAACAUGCUUUGCUGAAGCAGGUGGGCAGCAUGUCUCUGGAAUGGCAAGGGCAGUGGAGUUGUUGGGUCUACGUGCAUGUUUAACACAAUCAACCAUGGAUUCUGGCCAGGGCUUACCAGAUCACUGGGGUGUUCAUAGUACUGAUUACUGUAUUCAGUCUCAGAAAGAACUUUACAGGAAGCAUCAUGAAACUGCAGAUGGGCGUAUCAGAAUAUGGUUUGGAAUAAGGCAAAUCAUGAAUGCAACAGAUCGCUUGCUUCUUGAAACAAGAGAUGCAGCAAAAGAACUAAAUACAGGCAUUCACAUGCAUGUUGCAGAGAUACCAUAUGAGAAUCAACUAGUGAUGGAUACCCAGGGAGUUGAUCAUGGAACAGUUACAUACUUGGAGAAAAUAGAGCUGUUACAAAGCAACUUGCUUGCAGCUCAUUCUGUUUGGGUAAAUAAAAGUGAGAUCGGUUUCCUUUCAAAGGCUGGGGUCAAAGUCUCUCAUUGUCCUGCUGCUGCAAUGAAAAUGCUGGGAUUUGCACCUGUAAAAGAGAUGCUUGAUGCUGGCAUUUGUGUCUCGUUGGGCACUGAUGGAGCACCAUCUAAUAAUAGGAUGAGCAUUGUUGAUGAAAUGUAUCUAGCUUCACUAAUUAGCAAAGGACGUGAGGUUUAUUCAAAAGGAACAACCAACCCCACUGCAAUGCCUGCAGAGGUGGUUCUGAAAAUGGUGACAAUAAAUGGUGCAAAAUCAGUAUUAUGGGACAAUGAAAUAGGAUCACUUGAAAUAGGAAAAAAGGCUGACAUGACCAUCAUCAAUCCUUUCUCUUGGUCUAUGAUUCCUCUGCAUGACUGCAUUUCCAGCCUUGUUUAUUGCAUGCGUACUGAAAAUAUUGAUUCUGUCAUGUGCAAUGGCCAGUGGAUCAUGAAGGAUCAGAAGAUCUUAAAUGUAAAUGAGGAAAAAAUUAUUUCCAUGGCAAAGCAAGCUUCUGGUGCACUUCUGAAAAGGGCAGGCAUUAGAAUUCCAGACAGAAUGAAUGUCCUAUAACAUUCUUCUAAGCAAAUCUUCACAGAAUUUGUUUCUUGAAAUCUAUUAUUAUCCAAGCCCGGAUCUCCUGAAAGCAAAAACUGCGCUAAUCUCUGAGAUCAUGGCAUCCAGCCGCACAUGGGGAAUAUCUCCCAUACAUGUAUAUUAAAUUCAUGGGGAGACCUUCCCGAUGUACUGCUGGAUGCCGUGCUCUCGAAGUGUUACAGUUCUACCUUUCAGGAAAUCCCGUCUCUUAUUAUCUUUUAUCCAAGAGAGUCAGUUGACUAAUCCAGAUUUUUGUGGGGGUUGUCCGUGUAAGUUAUGUAUUUGAGCAAAGUACUCUGAAAAAAGUUGUUGUCCAUUUCCUUUGCUCAAGCUUUCUGUGCUCAUGUUAAGCAGGUGGCAACAUCUUUUGAAGUCUAUAUUUAUACAUAUCCAAACGAAAUUACGAUGUGUUGGCCUUUCUUUUUUUUUAAGUAGACGAUGUGUUAGCCCAUACCAUGGCAUAUAAUACUUGUAUAUCUAAAGAGAAAUGUUGUACAUGCAUAAUCCUUCACCUUGGAUGAGACACUUUUUUAUUAAACUAACAAAGCAGACAUCAUCUGAAUUGUACGCCUGCUGGAUGUCUGAAAUUUUUGAAAUAAUAAACAUGUUCUGCGUAAGCUUGAUUUAUUC